AUGGUCAACUCAGAGCUAGAAGCAAGCAUUGUUGAUCCGUCUAGGGAAGAAGAGGUAGUAGAUGUUAAUGCUAUGAAAGAGGAGAUAUCCUCCAGCGAACCCCUAUUCCAAACUCAGGAAAAUCACUAUUACCCACCUGAACCCACCUUCAAACCACCAGAACCAUGCUCUUAUGCUCCCCGUAUUGAUUUCUCAGCUGAAGAAGAAAAGCCUCCCAAAAACCUGGAGCAGGAGGAAAUGAUAAGAAAGGUCAAGAGCCUAGAACAGUCAUUCAGAAACAUGCAAGGGCUCGGAGGUCAAAUGAGCGUAGCUUACAAGGAUCUGUGCUUGUUUCCGGAUGUCCAGCUGCCGGCCAGAUUCAAAUUACCAAAGUUUGAUUUGUAUGAUGGACAUGGUGAUCUUGUAGCCCGUCUGAGGGGAUUUUGCAAAAAAUGUUGGCAUUUGAAAACGGCCAUCCAGGAACUCAUUGAUACUCGCCGGAUUGAAGUGCAGGCCCUAGAGACGCCUAACAUCACUCAAAAUCCAUUGCCCGCCCAUCAUGAAACCCAUAUGAUUGAGCACGUACAGAAGGGAGAAUACAAGAAGCCUUCGCAGACCAUAAUGAUGAUCAGGGCCAGUGAAAACAUAUCAGAUGAGAAACCAACCAGUGGGAGGGCAGUGACCAAAGUGGAGAAGACAGUUAGCAAGCCAGUUGUGGUGAUAAAGAAGGAGCCUUUGAGGGGUGUGGCAGCUAAAGUGGUGGUGCUAGGGGUAGCUGUCAAACCCAUUGUGACUGUGAAAGGGGCUCGUACAGAGCCGGUUAUCAUCAAGCCGGUGACGCAGUUGCCAGUAAUCAAUGAAAAGGCUGUCCCAUGGAAUUACGGCCGAUUGAGAAAAGCUAAGACAACCAAAGAUAAUCCAGUACCAGUGAAAAGGGCCGUAACUGAAGAAGAAGCAGAGGAAUUUCUAAAGAAGAUGAAGGCGCAGGAUUAUUCCAUUAUAGAACAGUUGAGAAAGACGCCGACACAGAUUUCAUUGUUGUCAUUGUUGAUCCACUCGGAUGAGCAUCGCCAAGCAUUGAUGAAAAUUCUGAGUGAAGCCCAUGUUCCUGAAAAGAUUUCUGUGAAUCAUCUGGAGAAAAUAGCGAAUAAUAUUUUCGAGGUCAACAGGGUCACAUUUUCUGACGAUGAUGCAAACAUCUGUCCUCUUUCCACUCUGGAAAAGUUAAAGGUGGAAAGUGAGAGAAUCCAUAAGAAUAGCAUCUGUGUGCGGGGAUUUGAUGGAGGAGGAAAGGAUACAGUUGGAGAUAUAGUGUUGGAAUUGACGAUAGGACCGGUGGAAUUUACUAUGGAGUUCCAG
Messenger RNA from Nicotiana attenuata, 1338 nucleotides. RefSeq lists its product as uncharacterized. The record is from RefSeq and is a predicted model, not a curated record. The annotation marks the transcript as partial. NCBI's taxonomy places the organism in Eukaryota, Viridiplantae, Streptophyta, Magnoliopsida, Solanales, Solanaceae. The transcript has 5 exons.